Messenger RNA from Prorocentrum cordatum, 312 nucleotides. The record is from the annotation of a GenBank genome assembly. NCBI's taxonomy places the organism in Eukaryota, Dinophyceae, Prorocentrales, Prorocentraceae.
GCCCGCAUGGAGGGCGGCAACGCGUACGUGGCGGAUAAGUCGCCGCAGCAGGCCGCGCCGCCGCCAGUCGACCUGCUCGCGGCGCCCGCGGCGGCCGCGCCGCCCGCGGCAGCCCCGCCGCCCGAGGUGGCCCCGCAGGAGCCCCCCACGUCGACCUGGACACCUCGCCGGCGGCGGCCCUUCAGCCCGAGGUGGCCCAACAGGAACGCGGACCUCGUCGACCUGGACGCCUCACCAGCGGCGGCCCUGCCGCCCGAAGUUGCCCCGCAGGAAGGCGGCGGUGACGCAGCAGAUCCACCAGACCUCAUCUGA